Messenger RNA from Bufo bufo (common toad), 2252 nucleotides. It is a transcript of the gene ASIC5, whose product is annotated as acid sensing ion channel subunit family member 5. NCBI's taxonomy places the organism in Eukaryota, Metazoa, Chordata, Amphibia, Anura, Bufonidae. Gene Ontology annotation, molecular function: ligand-gated sodium channel activity. The coding region runs from base 314 to 1957 and encodes 547 amino acids. The record is from RefSeq and is a predicted model, not a curated record. Gene Ontology annotation, biological process: sodium ion transmembrane transport. The transcript is spliced from 11 exons. Gene Ontology annotation, cellular component: membrane.
CUGACUACACACAUACAAGGGCUGCCAGUUCGGCUUCAUUGAUGUAACUUAAACUUGCAUUCCCCAUGUUGGAGAUAUGUCUUUUGAAAUCAAAAAGCGGUCUCACAACUUUCUAACCAGGUGAAAGAUUAUGGCCAGAAAUAUACUUUUACAUAAUGUACAAAUCCUUCUAGAGGCUACCGCUGAAGAAAUCUGAAAAAUUGAUGCUCAGCAGGAGUCCAAAUUUCCUUCUGUAUCAUCUGGGCUUCAGGAAGAAAACCUACCGUAAUUGCUGCUACAAGAAUUUUUUGGGAAUGGAAUCAGAUUGCCAAGGAUGGAACUACAUCAAGCACAAACACAGAAGAGGGUGCCUUCGGGGCAGCAGUCAUAUAUGUCAUGUGACCACCGCCAUCUUGCUUGCUUGGACAAGACAGCCACCGACAUCUGCUGUUUACAGACAAAGAGGACAGCGAGGACAACUAAACUGGGGUGUUGUGCGUUCUGGUAUAAAAUACAGUCCUAUGUUAGAAAGCACAGAGCACCAUCUGUAGAAGAACGUCGGAAAUAUAACCAUGAUUUUGCUGUUUCCACCUCAUUCCAUGGAUUGCAUAACCUUGUAGAAAGAAAUACUGAUGGAACAAGUUGGCAAAUCCGUAGAGUACUUUGGGGUGUUGUGGUCUUGACUUUUGUCAUGGCAGCUUUUUCACAGGUCUGUCUGCGAGUUGUCAAUUAUUUCAGCUGGCCAACAACCACUUCAGUGACUGUCCAAUAUGCUGAUACAAUUGAAUUCCCUUCUGUGACGUUCUGUAAUUUAAACAGGUACCAAACAAAUGCUGUUAACAACCUGAGUAUUGCAUUUUUCAUGUGGAACAUUGUGUCUACAGUUCUUCAUUUUUCAAACGCUGGGGAAAUUUCUCACAAUUUACAGGAAGUCAUUGAUUUUUUGCAAUUAAACCAAAAUUUCAGCAUUAAAGACUUCACCAAAAACUAUGGAUUUUAUAUCAAUAACAGCACUUUAUUGAAGUGUGAUUUUUAUGGCAUGCCAUGCUACCCAGAGGACUUUGAACACGUUUUCACAGAAUAUGGAAACUGUUACACUUUCAAUCCGAAUUCUUGUAAAUCACAUGCAAGGGUCAGUACUUCUGGAAGAGGAUUAAGUGUGCUCUUUGAUAUAAAACAGCCAGAAUUCACUGAUGAUCCAUCACUGGGAUAUGUGGAUGCUGGGAUAACAUUUGUCAUACACUCUCCAAAGAUUCGUCCGAGAUUUGAUGGCUUGGGUCUACAAUGUCCUGCAGGGAUGCAUGCGCAUACUUUAAUAAGAUAUUUUAAGACAAUUACUCAGGAAUAUCCUUGGGGGGAAUGUAAUCCUGAUUUGGUACUGGCAUAUGAUGAAGUCUACAGCACUUACGGAUGCCUUCAAGAAUGCAAGUCUGCUCACAUACAAGAUAAAUGUGGAUGUCUGCCUUUUCUGCUGCCAGGUAUUGGGGAAGAGUGUGAUCUUCAUCGGUAUUAUAAUUGCGUAUAUCCAACACUUUAUGAAAUAGAGAAAGAAGAACUAUGUAGUGUAGGAAUGUACAAUUCUACGUGUCCAGUUCCUUGUGAAGAAACAGACUAUCCUGCUACGCUCUCCUAUUCAACAUUUCCAAGUGACAAAGCUGCCGAUUAUCUCUCCACCAAACUUAACAAAAGUGCUUCAUACAUGAGAAAUAAUUUGGUGUACAUUGACAUUAAAUACCAGGAGUUAAAUUACAAAAUAACCAAGCAACAGAAAGCUGUGACAUCUAGUGAACUACUUUCUGACGUGGGUGGACAGAUGGGUCUGUUCUGUGGAGCAAGUGUGAUAACAAUCAUAGAGGUUCUGGAGUUUCUCUUUACUAACUUCUUCUGGUUUUGCGCCUUCCUGAUUCUGAAAGUACCCAAUAUCUCAAAAUGCACUGACAAUCAAUCAAGAUAUAAACAAGAGGGGCAACAAUGUUGAUGACCAGUAUAUUAUGUGUCUCUACAUACCAGGUGUUAUUUUCCAUGUACCUGUACAUACCUGUGUAUAUGCUGGUCGGAGCUAACCAUUCUACUUUCCAGAUAUGUAGGCAUGUACAGUGACUGUGCAAGAUCUUUCAGUACAUUCAUAGGACAUUGACAGGCAAAUUUUUCUAUGAUAUGCUUUCCUGUGCAUUUUACAGGUAUGUAUAGUAGUUAGUGAUCUGUUUGAUUACUGUAUGUGUAAAAUAAAAAACAUUUAAUUGUCUCUUUUUACAUACAUUCUAGCAGGUGGU